AUGUUCUGUUCUGCCCCUCUGGAUAUCCUUUUUCUUCUCGAUGGCUCUAAUAGUAUAGGGAAAGGAAGCUUUGAGCGCUCCAAGCACUUUGCAGUGAAGUUGUGUGAUGCUCUGGAUAUCAGCGCUGAUCGGGUGAGAGUGGGGGUCAUUCAGUACAGCGCCACACCACAGCUAGAAUUCCGCCUUGAUUCCUUCAUUACUAAGGAAGACCUUCAGGAGAAGAUGAAGGCCAUUGUCCUCAAAGGAGGCAGCACAGAAACUGGCCUGGCUCUGAAGUACAUUCUACGUAAAGGCUUUCCUGGAGGACGUGACUCUUCUGUACCAAAAGUUCUCAUUAUCUUAUCGGAUGGCAAGUCUCAGGGCAAUCUUGGUGGUCCAGUAGCUCAGAUAAAAGAGAGCGGAAUUGAGGUGUUUGCUAUUGGAGUCAGGUUUCCAAGAUGGGCAGAACUUCAUUCUCUAGCAAGUGAGGCGAUGGAAGAACAUGUAUUCUUUGCUGAACAUGUGGAUGAUGCUGUGAACGGCUUGUGCAGCGCUCUAAGCAAUUCAUCGGCAUGCAGUGCCAUUCCAGCAGGGUGCAGUGUGCAAUCUUACUCAUGUGAGCGGCGAACUCUGGAGACGGUGAAAGAACUUGCUGGGAACUACAUGUGCUGGAAAGGCUCGGCUGCGCCAAGCCGUGUGUUUGCUGGACACUGUCCCUUCUACAGCUGGAAGCGAUACUUCACAAAGCAUCAAGCAGAGUGCCACCGUACCACGUGUCCAGAUCCAUGUGACUCUCAGCCGUGUAAGAAUGGAGGGACCUGCAUCCCAGAGGGGGCAGACAAGUAUCACUGCAUUUGUCCUGUUGGUUUUGGAGGAGAUGCUGAGUGUGCUCCAAAGUUAAGUCUGGAGUGUAAUAUCGAUCUCCUGUUCCUGCUGGACAGCUCUUCCUCUUCAUCACUGGAGUCCUUCAUGCGUCACAAGUCCUUCCUCAAGCGCUUCAUACAAGCCUCAUUGUCGGAUGAAUCACCAGUCAAUGUGGGAGUGGCCCAGUACAGCAACGACGUGCACAUGGUGGUGAAGAUCAAUGAGUACGAGAACAUCGCGCAGCUGCUGAAGUUUGUGGACUCCAUGCAGUUUUUGGGUGGGGGGCUGUACACAGGAAAAGCCCUACGUUACAUCACACAGCACGGAUUCAAGAGCACGCCAGCCUUUUCCGAUAUCCGAGACGACCUGCCUCGCGUCGUGGUGCUGCUCACUGGAUCCACGUCGCAAGAUGCCGUGGCAGAGCCAGCCUUGCAUGCCAGGAACCAUGAGGUUUUCCUUAUUGGUGUCUCCAGCGAGACAAGUAAAGAAGAGAUGGCUGAAAUUGUGGCAAAUCCACACAAUCUGAUAACAUACGAUAGCCCUCAGAAACUCUUCAACCAGCUACCUCAACUGCAGAAGAGGAUUUGCAGCAUCGACUCCCAAGGUUGCCCGGCACAACCUCUGGACUUGGUCUUCAUGUUGGAUGCCUCCUCUGGUAUAGGACAAGACAAUUUUAACCGUCUGCUGAACUUUGUAACAAUGGUUUCCCUCCAGUUUGACAUAAACCGGGAUAUCACCCAGGUGGGACUUGUCACAUAUAGUAACCAGCCUGAGACCAUCUUUAGUCUGGACGCCCAUGAAACCGUAUCAGGCCUCAUCAGUGCCAUCAACCGGGCCCCUUACCGGGGAGGUUCACCUUUCACUGGAAACGCUCUCCUACACAUCCACAAUGAUGUCAUGUCCAUCCAGAAGGGUGCUCGGCCUGGGGUGAAGAAAGCCGUGAUCGUGCUGAGUGAUGGGCGUGGAGCAGAAGAUGCAGCGGUUCCUGCACAGAAGUUACGGGAUGAUGGGAUUUCUGUCUUUGUCAUUGGAAUAGGGAGGAUUCAAAGGAAUGCCCUGCUGAGAAUAGCAGGAUCAGACAGAUUCCUCACUCACAUACCGAGCUACAGUGUGCUCAGCCAGUAUGAGGAUGACAUCGUACAGCGUGUUUGUGAAGAGGCAAAAUCCAAAGUGAGUCCAUGUAAACCCAAUCCAUGUAUGAAUGGGGGAGUCUGCAUCCUGCGACACAACAGCUACUACUGCGAGUGCAGUGGAUGGGAUGGACCGCACUGUGAGAACCAAAUAGUUAGAGGGGACAGUGCCUGGGCCACUACCGCUAAUCAAGAUUCGGCAUCAAAGGCACUCCUCCGCGUCACAUCGCAGAUUCAAGCCCCUGUCCAGCAGGAAGUCUUCUGGGAGUGCACAUUAACUGAACUGGUUGAAGAGGCCAGAGACCAUCUGAAGUGUCUGGUUUGGGAUACUCAACAGCCAGAACUAGGUUUUCAAUUUUAG
Molecule: messenger RNA, 2334 nt
Organism: Staurois parvus
Lineage: Eukaryota; Metazoa; Chordata; Amphibia; Anura; Ranidae
Source: the annotation of a GenBank genome assembly